AUGAAAUCAACAAUUUUGUUCUUGUUUGCUGUUUUCUUCACAAUCAACAUUAAUGGAGCCGAAUCGACAGUUGCAAACAUAACGGGCCACCUAACCUGCAAUAUCGAUGGGCCAAAAACUAUAUUCACUUAUUAUAUGUAUGUAAUUAAUGUCGAUGAAAACAAUUCCAAUAAUACUCAUUAUAUUACUCGAAUCUGGAAUUUUGGAACCGGAACUAGCAUAUUCAACAGUGAGAGAACAGUGGAAAACAAAGGUGGUUCUGAAAAAGUGAGUUAAACGUGAAAUGUGUCAUGUGGUAUCUUAUUCUUGUUUUCAGACUGUUUAUGAUGUAUGGGUUCGGGUUGCACAUUCAUGCCAUAAUAUCGUCCAAGACGAGACUGGCUUUCAAGUAGCAUGUUUUAACAAAUUUGUGGGAAAAUUUGAUUAUAAUCUUGAUAUCGUGAAUAUGGAUAUUCAACUCAAUCUUCCCGAUGAGAAAUUCGUGCCUUGUCUUAAACCUUAA
Molecule: messenger RNA, 502 nt
Organism: Caenorhabditis angaria
Lineage: Eukaryota; Metazoa; Nematoda; Chromadorea; Rhabditida; Rhabditidae
Source: the annotation of a GenBank genome assembly